Messenger RNA from Xenopus laevis (African clawed frog), 2473 nucleotides. RefSeq names its product G protein-coupled bile acid receptor 1 L homeolog (gene gpbar1.L). The record is from RefSeq and is a predicted model, not a curated record. NCBI's taxonomy places the organism in Eukaryota, Metazoa, Chordata, Amphibia, Anura, Pipidae. The transcript is spliced from 2 exons. Bases 584 to 1588 code for a protein of 334 amino acids. Gene Ontology annotation, cellular component: plasma membrane; membrane. Gene Ontology annotation, molecular function: G protein-coupled bile acid receptor activity; G protein-coupled receptor activity. Gene Ontology annotation, biological process: G protein-coupled receptor signaling pathway; signal transduction.
AAGGGGAGGAGUUCAUUCAAACUGCUUGGUGCAACAGUGUCCAGUCUGUGAUCAAUAAUCAUGUGGCAAAAUUGGGGCAGUGAAUGUUGGGUCACCAAAAAAUGUUUAGCAAUAGGCUGCAAGGUUUGUCCAGUACUAAUGGCUGUCCUAAUGGAACACCUGUGAUUCCCUGAGGAAGAUCACAAAGAUAUGAUCAAAAUGUUGGAAUUUCUUUUGAUUGUUUAUUAAAAUCAGUCAGUGUAUAUGUGUGUGCGCGUGCGCCCUGGAAAGAGAGGGAGGGCCCGGGUGAUAGUGAGAGAUAGGGCUGAGCACUGAAGCACUUCCCCUUGCUGUAACUGAAACUGUAGAAGUCACAUCACUAAGUGUAUUGGCUGUUCUGACUUCACAAAGGGAGGAAUGAGCCUUGAGAAGCAGCGACUGACUGCAAGGAGUUCAUUAGCCAGAAACUGCUGGGAAGCUAAAGAUUGCGGGGGAUACAGGAGUCUGCAGAGUCCCCAUCAAAAGUUUGAGAAGACCAUCAUUGACUUAAUAUAUUUAUGAAGAGAAUGGUUACAUUGCCCCCACCAAAGACAUAUCUCUAAAUAUGGAAUUUCAUCCCAAUAAUUUCUCUGCUGAUAAUGACUUGGAGGCACAGCGACAACUUAUUUUCCUUCUCUCCAGCCCACUUUCUGUCUUCAUCAUCCUUUCCAACCUCUUCAUUAUUAUUGGGAUUGUGUUCAACAAGAAGAUACACAACACAGCUAAUUAUUUCUUCCUUAGCUUGAUGUUUGCAGAUUUACUUACAGGAGUGGCGCUUCCCUGCAUACCCCACAUGAGAUUUGACAAGAAAUUUGGGUAUCAUGUGUGCAUGAUCUCAUACAUUUCACCCAACUUCUUCUUCCUGUCCUUUUUAGCCAACCUUCUAAUGGUUCAUUAUGAGAAAUACCUGUUCAUUGUAUAUCCCUUGAGGUACCACAGCAUUUGGAUGCACCGCUGCGUCCCACUAUCCCUUGUUAUAGCAUGGACCCUGCCAUUGUUUUUUGCUUGCUUGCCUAUGAUGGGUUGGAACAACUGGAAGAUCGAUUCCAACUGCUCUUAUAAAUAUGUCUUCACAAAUGCAUACAUCUACUUGGAAACCUAUGGUGUAGUCAUCCCCUCCAUCUUGGCAAUUGCCUUUAUCACAGUCAAGGUGCUAACUGUGGCCAGGAAGCAACUAAAGGACAUCAAGAAGCUUCAUCGCUCAGUUCAGAGCCAGGCAGUCAUAGAGUUGGAGCACCAGAUGGACCUGAGGUAUGCCCGCUGCAUUGCCAUAGUGUCUUUGACUUUCUUGGUCUGCUGGGUUCCCUAUAUUGCAGUCCUCCAGGUCUCAGUCCUGGCCAUUGCGCAUUAUGAAUUCAGCUGGUGGAUUAUCCUCACCCUCACGUGCGUGGGCAGUGGUAGUGCUGCCAUCAUCCCAAUCAUCUUGGGUCUCUGCCACCGGGAGUACACAGAAUUGUGGAGGAACCUGUUUAGCAGAUACUGCUGCAAGCACAGGGAGACUCUUUCCAACCUCCAUAACAUGACUAGCAAGGAAGAGACUUUGCAUGAUGGUUUGACUGAUGUUAAAUAGUAACUAGACAAAAUCUUAGAUUAACUGCUUGGUUCUGAAGUUCUUCUACUGACUGGGGAUGGAGGUAGCCAGAAUAGAAAAUAGAUGAUAUUCUGUGCAUGUAUGGCGGAAGAUGAGCCAACCGCUAGUUUUUAUCGGGCUCCUUCAAAUGCCAAUGUUUACUGCCGAGUUGUUAUAUACAGGUAUAAUUUUAUUGUUUUUACCUGUACAAAUGAUAAUACAACUCUAGAUGUCUGUAAUGAAAACAAAGGCCAGUAACAAAUGGAGUGCUACAGGUUGUGUAAGUAGCUUGCCGCAGGCUGUGCCCCCACAGUCCUAAAGAUGUGAGAAUUCCCUUCAUUAUAAACCAAACACAUGGUUGUAAUUUACUCUCCGGCUCCUGAAAGACAUCUCUCUAUCUAUUCACUACUCAACAUUAUGAGAAAGGGCCUUGUUAUCAUGACAAGGGUUAAGCGGUGCAGCAGUAAUAUUACACUAUAAGACAGCUUCUGCAAGUCCAAACAUCUAAGUGGUUUGUGGAGGUACCACAUAAUUGGAAAUCUCCUAUUUAUGGUAGGACCAAUGAAAGUUUUCCAUAUUUUAAAGUAGCAUUCACAGAAAACACAUGGACUUUUUUUUAAGAAAUUUGGGACAAUAUUUUAAUUUAAAAUAUGGGAAACUGAAAUGCACUGGAACUGGCGGGACCACAAAAAUAUGAUGCAAAUAAGGGAAAACAUGAAAUGUGGGACCAUAUAUAUAUUGACUAUUUAAAUAUCUGAAAGAGAGGGUUAUUCACUAGCUGAUGUUACUGUUUUCCGAAUGAUUUGAUGUACAUACAAAUGUUACCUUUGGUCUAAAAAAAAACAACUUUAUUAUUAUUUUAUAGAUACUGAUUUCUUGUCUCAA